Messenger RNA from Fopius arisanus, 1765 nucleotides. RefSeq names its product transcription factor IIA L (gene TfIIA-L). The record is from RefSeq and is a predicted model, not a curated record. Gene Ontology annotation, cellular component: transcription factor TFIIA complex. Gene Ontology annotation, biological process: transcription initiation at RNA polymerase II promoter; transcription by RNA polymerase II. Bases 179 to 1273 code for a protein of 364 amino acids. The transcript is spliced from 6 exons. Lineage: Eukaryota; Metazoa; Arthropoda; Insecta; Hymenoptera; Braconidae.
AACCCAAUUUCAUAUGUCGUGUGGGUCGUGUGCCAGCAAUGGACUGGGGCUUUGAGAAAGUAUAAGAGAGCUGGAACGACGCAGCAGUAGUUCGGCUUACGUGGGUCCAACACCGAUUGUACGUGAUUAAUUGGUAUUGUUCUUGUCACGAGUGAUUGACAAUACGAAUUAUCCGACAAUGGCCCUUAGCCAAACAAGUGUGUUGAAACUCUAUAAUACUGUGAUAGAGGAUGUCAUUGCGGGAGUCAGAGAUUCAUUUUUAGACGAAGGAGUUGAUGAACAGGUUCUUUUAGAGCUCAAACAAGUAUGGGAGCAGAAGCUAAUGCAAACUAAAGCUGUGGAAGUAAAUGCAGAGCCUCCAGAACCACAACCACCUCAGAUGCCUACAUCUAAGAAUACUACUGCUAGUAAAGCUGCCAAUAUUGGCAAUCACUUCGCACAACAGCAAACGUCAUCAGCAGCUGCAGCGGCGAGUCAAGCACAAUCCCAACAGCAUCAGCAAGUAUCCGCUCCCGGGCCACAAGCAAUCCGUGCAGCUUUACCUCAACAUCAAAAUGUCCAACAAACUCAGCAGCAGGCUCCAGCAGCCCAGCAGGUACUAUCAGCACCAGCUGCGUUGUUUGAUCGUCCAGUUCCAAUUCAAAUAACCCUACCUGGCAAUUCGGCAACUGGGGAUGGCAGGCCUAAGGUCCUGACGAUCCAGGUACCUGCUUCGGCUAUUCAAGGAAAUCAGUUGCAAACGAUUUUGACUGGGCCUGUUAUUACUGCGGCAAUGGGCUUUCCAAUGGAUGUUGCGUCGCGAUUGCUACAGCAACACGUUGAUAAAACUCUCCAAGGACAGGCAUCUCUCACCCCUAUGGAGAUUAAUCAGCCACUUCAAGUUAUUCAAGGCACAGCUACUAUGCAGCUGCCUGUGCAGAAUCAGAAUCAGGGAAAUAUUGCUCAGCUGGAUGGACCUCAUGUAGAUACUUCUGAUGACGACGAUGAAGAUGAGGAAGAGGAUAAUGAUGACGAUGACGAUCUAGAUGACGACAAGGAUGCAGAGGAAGAUGAUGACGCCGGUGCGCGUGAAGAGGAGCCUCUGAAUUCAGAGGACGACGUCACAGACGACGAUCCGACAGACCUAUUUGACACAGACAACGUAGUGGUGUGUCAGUUUGAUAAGAUAACAAGAAGUAGGAAUAAAUGGAAAUUCUAUCUUAAAGAUGGGAUAAUGAGUUUGAGCGGUAAGGAUUAUGUGUUCCAAAAAGCCAACGGCGACGCAGAGUGGUGAAAUCAUUCUUUUAAAUAAUUUUAAUUGAUUAAGGAAAUUAUAUAAUUAAAAUAUAUGUGAAAAUGGUCGCCUCCGAUCACCUUGUUUGUUGUCAACAAAAUGGUCUAAUUCGUGCAUAUCGAGUGAACCUUGACUUAUAUAUUUCAAAAGCAAAAUGAGAAACAAAAUUGAAAGUUAAAAAAUGUUUAUUUAAAAAUACAAAGAUUAAACGAAACAUCUUCACGUAAAAACCACAAAUCAUUAGAUUGAAAUGUUUAUGAAAGUGUGUUCUUCAUUUAUUUGUAGGACAAAAUGGAAAAAAAGAAUUAGAGGGCCGAUUCUAGGGGUGACUUGUUCCUGUCUUGGGAAAUCAGCUCUCGCAUUUUUUUCAUUUCAUGCGCUUUACUCCUAUUAAAUGUUGAAAGUAAUUUUUUCAUUUCUCUUAUUAGCUAAUUUUUUAUUUCAUGAAAAAUACACAUUUAGAUUGCCUGUUAGGAGGAAUCGUCUUUUCAA